ACGAUGGGAAAGCGGGAUGUUCAAAUCAUCUUCCUGCUUUAUUUUUUUUUGCUCGGUGUGUUUUUGAUCAUUAUGGAGAGGAGAGGCAGUGCCGUCAAUACUCCCGCCAGCAGACCUGUUACUCGUAGAAGCAAAAGUUAUGGUCGGAGUUGUGUAGAAGCUCCCUCAUAUUUCUGGCAAACACCAGGACAUUUAGCAGUCUUGAAGAUCCCAAACAGUAGAGGGACUGCCAAAUCACAAACAAUCACUAAUAAGGUUGACCCUGAGCAUAUCGCUCUUCUGGUAAAAAAUGAGUGGAAGCUGUCCUACAUCACCCCUUUGCAUCACUUCAGACAUACACGGCUGAAAUCAUAUUCCAAACAUCUCUCAGCCUUCAUUGUAGCAGAGAAACAGCAAGGAGUUGCAGUUGAAGUCGGGCUAGAAGCGGGAUUUAAGGUCACCUUUAGUGCAGUUCUUGGAUUGGCUGAGAACGAUGAGGAUGCUGAGACUGUUUUCAUUCAGAUCCAGUCCAAACCAGUAUUUGCUGCAGUGGCAGAUGCACCAAAAGUUGUCUGGCGCGGUUGGCUGACGUGUGUCAAUGGUGAUCUGGAGUACCUAAGGUCACUGCCUCCGGAUUUUGUCAGCUUACCUCUGUUUUGCACGAGUGGACCUGAGUCUCUUACAACACUGGUUAAAUCUUGGUUCGAGAGGGCUUUUGAUUGCAACUUUGGAUGUUUGGCUUUAAACUCGACCACUCUCAAUUGGCUGACUGCUCUGUGGACUGGUUGCCAUCCCACCUGCAAUAUCAGGCAUCUGAAACUGGCCUGGAGCCUUCCAACACAGCCACCCUUGGAUGUCUCGUAUACAGUUAACCCACAGGAUGCAUGGGAACUCUGGAACAGCAUUCACCCGGAGGAGAGUACAGAUGACCGGAUCGACAUUCAAGAGGUCCAGUCUUUCAUCAACGGGCUGGAGGCUCAUUUUUUCAGACACUUUAAGAUCUUCCUGUCUGCUGGCACACUUGUAAAAGUAUCUACCGCUCUGGGAUCAGCACAUGUUGAUGGAAAAAUCAAGAUUGGAAACAGUGACUACAUCACCACCUUACUUACCCUGCUGACAGAAUGUGCUCUUUUGAAAAUGCCAGCCUAAAAUCUGCUUCCUACUUUAGAUUUGUAAAUACAUUUUUUUUCUUUCUAUACCAUCUAAAAUAUC
Cyprinus carpio (common carp) is the source of this 1191-nucleotide messenger RNA. Its product is annotated as centromere protein L-like. NCBI's taxonomy places the organism in Eukaryota, Metazoa, Chordata, Actinopteri, Cypriniformes, Cyprinidae. The record is from RefSeq and is a predicted model, not a curated record.